This is a messenger RNA of Eucalyptus grandis, 1967 nucleotides long. Its product is annotated as putative receptor-like protein kinase At4g00960. NCBI's taxonomy places the organism in Eukaryota, Viridiplantae, Streptophyta, Magnoliopsida, Myrtales, Myrtaceae. Gene Ontology annotation, molecular function: protein kinase activity; ATP binding. Gene Ontology annotation, biological process: protein phosphorylation. The record is from RefSeq and is a predicted model, not a curated record.
CGUCUCAUCUUCAACAAUGGAGCUGAAAAAGCCAGCAUCCACCAUGUCUGCACAGCCUCCUCCAAUCAGUCCUUUUCUUCUUCGUCUUCCUUCUGUCCUUCUCUGUCUUCUAAUCCUAAUGUUCGACCUCUCAAACGCUCAACACUGCUACGACACGGGCAACUUCACAGCCACCAGCAACUACGCCAAGAACCGGGAGCUUGUCCUCUCUUCUCUCCCUAGCGAUGUGGCUUCAAACGGCGGGUUCUACUCUGGGAAGGUAGGGAACAGCUCAGAUGUCGUUUAUGUGCUCAGUUUCUGCAGAGGCGACUCUUCGAACGACUCUUGCUUCAAGUGCUUAAGCUCUGCUGCUGAAGAUUUGAUGAUCAAGUGUCCAAACCAAAAAGCUGCGGUCACCUGGGGGACAGGAGAUCCUCCUUGCAUCAUCCGUUACGCUGAUGGUCUGAUGUACGGCGUGAAGCAGGCAUUUCCGACACUACCGUAUUAUAACACAGGCAACAUCACGAUGGAUCAGGAUCAGUUCGAUCGGACAUGGAGGAAUUUUACAGAGGAGCUGGCAACAAGGGCUUCAAUGGGGACGUCAGAGCUCAAGUUCAUAGGAGGGAGAACGGUGUUGCCAAACACCCAGACCAUGUUCGCGCUGUUGCAGUGCAGCCCUGAUUUGUCUCAGAUUGAUUGUCGAAUUUGCUUGUGGGAAUGCAUAAAUGAUUAUCAAGAUUGUUGCCAUGGAAAACGAGGCGGGGUGUUAACAAGCCGAGCUGCAUUUUCCGAUGGGACUUGUAAUAUCUCGAAGUCAUUACGCAUUGUGGUUGCUGUGAUAGGUUCAGCAGCUCUCUUUGUUGUGAUAAUUGUAUCCGUUUGUUGCUUGAUUAGAAGGAGAAGAAGUAAUCCAUUGAUGGUCUCAUCUGCAAAAGACGAGGUCAAAACUGCUGAAAGCUUACAGUUCAAAAUAAGCGAGAUCAGGACCGCCACAAAUUCCUUUGCAGAAGGCAAUAAGCUUGGAGAAGGGGGAUUCGGGAAAGUGUAUCGGGGUAGGCUUCCCAACGGGCGAGAAAUAGCUGUGAAGAGGCUAUCACAAAGCUCAAAGCAAGGCCUCCAAGAAUUUAAGAAUGAGAUUGUGUUGGUCGCGAAGCUUCAACACCGGAAUUUAGUGAGACUGCUUGGAUUUUGCUUUGAAGAAGGGGAAAAGCUACUGGUAUACGAGCUUAUGCCCAACAAAAGUCUUGACUACUUCAUGUUCGACCCUAAGAAAAGCAAACAACUGGACUGGCCAAGACGUUACAACAUAAUAUCAGGCAUCGCUCGAGGGAUGCUCUAUCUUCAUGAAGAUUCUCGGCUUCGAAUCAUUCACCGUGAUUUAAAAGCUAGCAACAUCUUGCUGGACAAUAAUAUGAACCCAAAGAUUUCAGAUUUUGGCAUGGCAAGGAUUUUCGGAGUUGAUCAAACUAACGCAAGCACUAGAAGAAUCGUAGGAACCUACGGUUACAUCCCGGAAUAUGCGAUGCAUGGGCAAUUCUCUCAAAAGUCUGAUGUUUACAGCUUCGGCGUCCUCCUCCUCGAGAUCAUUUGCGGCAAGAGGAAUGACUACUACUGCCAAUCUGAUGGAGGUGAAGCUCUCGCAAGCUAUGCUUGGAAACAUUGGAGGGACAAUGUGCCUUGGGAAAUCUUGGACCCGGUAUUGGGAGAAUCUUAUUCCAGAAGCCAAGUGCUAAGAUGCAUACACAUUGGCUUUCUAUGUGUUCAGGGAGAUCCGGCUGAUAGACCGACCAUGGCAAGCAUAGUUCUUACGCUGAGCAGCCAAACUCUUAGUCUGGCAGUGCCACGGGAACCUGCCUUUUUCCUCCGAAGCUGGACGGAACCACCAAAGAACAUCAUAGCAAAUAACCAAGGACAUGAUCAAAAUACCAGAGGCUCCACACCUUUGUCGGUCAAUGAAGUGUCGAUCACUGAACUCUCCGCUCGAUGAA